AUGUCGAUCCUGUUACCACCCACAAUUGCUUUGAGAUCUCACGCGUUCGACACUUACUUGAGCUACAGCAAUGAUUCUGAUUCGGAGACGCAUGGCUUUCUCAAAGUGAACGGAGAAAUUGUCAUCAGCAGGUUGGCAAAGUUCCAAGUAGUAUCAGCCACUAUUGGGACGGGUCUAGUACAUAUAAGAAGCAGUCACAACAGAAAGUUCCUGCGAAGGAGAAUUGAGGGUACUUUAUGGAGCGGUGAUAUAUACCUUUCUCCUGACGCUGAUGAACCAGAGGAGGAUCAGUCCAAAUGGUCGUGUACACUGUUUGAGCCUAGACUAUAUGCACCUGGCAACCCCGUUCAGGUCCGGUUUAUCCAUGUCCAAACCAAACGGUAUGCAACGGCCAUGGAAGAGGUACGAGGUGGAGAACGGUUCUUUGGAUUAACUGAAGUUCAUUCUUCCGCGAGUUGGAUCUUUGAUGUCAUUGACUUGGAGUCAAUGGUGAUAUUGCCAAAGCAUGUGGCCUUCAAAGGCCACACCGGCAAUUAUCUUAAGCUUGUGGAGGAUGCAAAGCACAGGUUCAUUUCCACCGAUGAGGGGCUUCCCGAGUCCUGGUACGAGGUGGACACUGAUCGGCACGGAAGGGUGGGGAUCAUGUCUCGCCAAGACAAGAAGCAUUGGUAUGACAUGAAUGGCUUCAUUUCCUCCCGCACAAGGGAUUUGAGCACACAACCCUUCACGUUGUUUUCGGCGGUGAAGGUGAACAGUAAUACGGUAGCUCUCAAAAGCAUGAGCACGGACCAGUUUUGCGCUCAAACGAACCAUGCAUUGGGAACCGACCUCCUUACUGCACCAUUCACCAGCAUCGCAGCAUCCACACACCUUAGGCUGGAAGAGCUUGUUCUCUCUAGGAGAAUCUACGAAACGAGCUUCGACCUCGCCAAUGCCGUAAUCUACGGCGAGACUCCGAUCAUCAUGGCCAGCGCAAGCGCCAGCAACAAUACUUCAGCAGAUAACACGGUGGAAUUGAAGUUCGAGUACAAGGAGAGUCAGAGCAGCACGUGGAGUUCGAGCCACUCGUGGAUGGUGGGGGUGAGUCUCACCGCCGAAUUCAAAGUUCCGUUCAUCGGCGGUACCGAGGUCACCGCUGAAACACAGUUUUCCGGGUCCUAUGAUUGGGGAACAACUAUUACUUCUGAAACCACAUUGGGGACUACUUACACGGCUACUGUACCGGCAUACUCUUCUAUCAUUGUAAGCCUGUUGGCCACUAAGGGAACUUGCGACGUAAGUUUCUCCUAUUAUCAGCGGGACGUGCUUUAUGACGGUUCAACCGAAAUCUUCAGGAAAGAUGAUGGGUUGUUCACGGGCAUCAACACAUACAAGUUCCACUACGUGGUUACAACAACGAAACAGUCGUCGGAAUCUACAACCAGAGUUGAGAGGUUUCCUGACCCAUUGAUCGACCCCACCGUAGAGGAAAACCUACCUCUACCCGAGCUGUGUGGAUCAACCACCACCCCGGAACUAGAGUUAUCAUUGCUGCAUGUAGAAGAGAAGACUAUCCAAGAUGCAGCAACUCUGCCAUUGGAGACCAACCAAGAAGUUGGAGAAUCCUUGGCUUGGUAG
This is a messenger RNA of Fragaria vesca subsp. vesca, 1617 nucleotides long. RefSeq lists its product as uncharacterized. Gene Ontology annotation, molecular function: acyltransferase activity, transferring groups other than amino-acyl groups; serine-type carboxypeptidase activity. NCBI's taxonomy places the organism in Eukaryota, Viridiplantae, Streptophyta, Magnoliopsida, Rosales, Rosaceae. The record is from RefSeq and is a predicted model, not a curated record. Bases 1 to 1617 code for a protein of 538 amino acids. Gene Ontology annotation, biological process: proteolysis; secondary metabolic process. Gene Ontology annotation, cellular component: extracellular region. The transcript has a single exon.